UUCAUGUGAAAAACUGCUGAUAAAAUGAGAGAAAUAGCAGACUUUUCAUACCAUUCUCUUUAGGGGAAAAAAACUGCAGUGAUGACAGUGUGAACACUGAUAACACUGUGGUUUCUUUUACUGCGGGUACUUUUUAUCAGCUCAAAUGUGGUCUCAUUUAAACCAGAGUGGGAAAGCAAAUCAAAUCAAAAUCUUAUAGAGCGAUAAGAAAAUUUCCUUUCAAGUUUGCAACAAUUUAUGUAAGAGACAACAAAUUAGCAAAGCUUUAAGUUAAAAAUGACUGAUCUUUGGACUCUGUAGUUUGGGACCCACUAAACAAAUUGCCCUUUUAAAUGACAUGUUUCUGUAUGCAGUUUUGUCUGUGGUGUCUCCGAGGGGCUCUGUUACACUUGGGGGCGCAUCUGGGGAGAGGACACACAGAGGAAGAGCCGGACAGCCGGAAAGAGGAACCGAGAGGCGCACUUGAUUAGUUAUGCAGCUCAGCUGUUUUUAUCUGUGCUGCCCAGUCAACCACAGCCAUGGUUUCAGCUAUUUGUAGGCAUUGUCACAUUAUUACACAGAGACCCAUAUAUAUGCACUCCCAAGCCAGAUGUAAUUUUGUAAGCGGUUAUGUCAGUGGAACUCUUACAUGCUCAGGCUCUUCUCUGUGGCUUCCUGCAGAACCCGGCCCUAACGUGAAGGUGCUGGCCCCCGGCAGCAAGGUGACCCUGAGCUGUAGUGGCCGUGUCACCGUAGAUGGAGCGGAAGUGGCACUGACCGCACACGGACAGGCAGAGAGCGAUGAAGGGGAACACAGGGGGGCAAGGAACUCAGUAUGGAGCACCAGCAAGGAAGGAUAUGGUGUCUCCUCCACAGUGGCGGUGAAGACGCGUGAAGGGACAAGCAUGGCCACGGUGACAGAUGACUUGAAUCAUUCCACCCACCAUUUGAUGUCAGUCAAGCCCACUGCUAACAUGGAAGAUCACACGUUGUCUUCAGAGGAGGGGGCUGAAACAACAGCCAACACAUCCAGUGUGAACCAAAAGAUCGCUGAGACCCUCGGUACAGCAAGACGAAUGGUUAGGGGUUUGAAACAAGCGGUGCAGUGGAGACGGAAUGGCCGUCCCCUCCGCAGCAACGAGCACAGAAGGGACCUUCUGGAGCUUGGCCCCCUUAAUCUUUCCAACUCAGGAAACUACAGCUGUUACAAAGAGGAGAGACUGUCAUUUUCUAUUAAAAUUGUUGUUUGGGGUGAGGAUGCACACACUGAUUCUGCAUUCUUCACGUUGUACUCAUCUGACCAUCUCUCUAAUAAUCAGUCUCGGAUCUCGGUCUGUGACUUUGUAAUUAACGUACAGCUCCUACUUCUCAUGCUGCUCAUGAUUAUUAUUAUCGCAGUCGUGCCACUUUUUACCCUUCCUUUACCCUGUCUUUGUCUUUCAUUAGAUCCCUCACUUUCUCUGGAGAAACCUUCCUUAUCUUGCUAUAGGAAGUCACCUACAAGUAAAAUCCGCUGUGACUGGACAGCUAGUAAGCCUGUGGUCCCAGUUCCCCAGUGUCACCUCAUUCUAAGAAAAGGAGUACUGGGCCAGUACAUGAAAAGUCCCUGCAUGUACUCGGAGUUCAAAGAUCGCUGCUGGUGUGUUCUGGAUCCAGACGAGAGGAUGACUAGUUACUUGGCUUUUCUCUGUGUCUCCAACAUUGUUGGAAAUGUAACCAGUCCCGGUUUUGACCUGAAUCCACGUGACGUUGUCAAACCGGACCCACCUUAUAACGUUACUGUCCGGGAGGACAAGGCAAGGGAAAACAGGCUUAUAGUGUCCUGGAGAAAACCCAUCACAUGGAAGGCUGAUUACUAUCAACUCGUGUACCAGCUGCGCUACUCUGUCCUCAUGAAUGGUGAAAUUAAAGGAGCGCAACAAAUUGUUACUAAGAAGCUUGAGCACACAAUCAUGGAUGCCCUCUCCCACACCCCGUAUGUGCUGCAAGUUAGAGCCAAGGAAGAGUUUGAUAUUGGCCAGUGGAGUGAAUGGAGCACACAUUUGUACACCCCGACCCGGAGAGGCCCUGAGUCAAGUGCAACAAAUAAUCCCAUGGACUCUUUUGACACAGCAAUGUAUAAUGUGUGGUGUUCUGAAGGCUCUGGCAUGGCUGACACUGAAAAUGUGAUGUCUGUGUCUGAGCGCCCCCAGCUUGACAGCCAAUUGCUACUGCAUGUGUCUUGGGCCGUUGGAGCCUGUCUGCUGCUGACUAUCAUUGUUCUCUUUGCCUACAUCAUCAGACUCAAACACAGAACGCGAUUUAUGUGUAAACUUCCAAAGCUGAGUCGCAGUUCUCAGUCCCAGGCUGCAUCACCACCCUCCUCACCUCUACCCAAAGAAGAAGGAAACCCCCUUGUCUUCCCAGAACUCUCUGCCCCCACCCAGAACACAGACAACAUCUUCCAGGAAGAGGAGGAGAGGGGGGAAGGUAUUCACCUUAACAACAUGGGCUACUUCCUGGCAAUAAAAGAGUGAGAGAUGAACCCUUUCAGUUCUGUACGUGUGUGCCUUAUCUGCACUGUAUUAUAUGCUGUAGAAAAUGCACUGUGCUCUCAUGAACAUAAGAAUGAAACUGAACACCAAGUAGGUCAUCAGAGACAUUUCAAGUCCAUGUGUAUGAGUUAAACAUAACAUCUCCUGUUGGCACCUGUUGCUUUUUACAUUGUGCUUUCUGUGUUGUCACAUUCUCCUGGAAACAGAAGACAAAGCUGUAAUUUUUUUUUCCAGUUUCACUUCAAAGAAAUAUGUGUAACAAUAUAUCUGUAUCUGUGUAUAGACAUGUAGAAGUGUGGCCAUUUUAAAU
Molecule: messenger RNA, 2823 nt
Organism: Scleropages formosus (Asian bonytongue)
Lineage: Eukaryota; Metazoa; Chordata; Actinopteri; Osteoglossiformes; Osteoglossidae
Gene: il6r
Product: interleukin 6 receptor
Exons: 8
Coding region: 519-2495 (658 amino acids)
Biological process (GO): immunoglobulin mediated immune response; cytokine-mediated signaling pathway
Cellular component (GO): external side of plasma membrane; membrane
Molecular function (GO): cytokine receptor activity; protein binding
Source: RefSeq, a predicted model, not a curated record